This is a messenger RNA of Paramuricea clavata, 1422 nucleotides long. The record is from the annotation of a GenBank genome assembly. Lineage: Eukaryota; Metazoa; Cnidaria; Anthozoa; Malacalcyonacea; Plexauridae.
AUGUAUCCCAACGAUCCCAAAUAUUCCGCAGAGUUUAGAGGCACUUGUGCCCGUGUGCAUGAUGACACAAAACUUUUUGUGGAAAUGACAAAUGCAGAUGACUUAGCAAAUGUAACCUCUUGCAAAUUUCCCGAAAACCCGUAUUGUCAGUACGAGAAAGAGAGACUCUCGCAUUUAAUGAUUCGCUUGGAAUCAUCCUUGUCUUUGUGUGGUCGCUUCAAUCUAAACGAAGCUGAGUUAAAGCUACUUGCAACAGCAAUGAUCCCUAUAAAGUUGACUGAUAUAAUUGAUACUGCUAAAGCUCUGCGUGACAAUUUCCCUUCAGAAGCACAUCAGGUGCAGCCGAAAUACGAUGCUCUUUUGAAAAAAUGCCAUUCUCUUCUUGAGGGGAUUGCAGAGCUGACGUUUCCGCCUGUGAAACCAAGAUGGGCGGAUUUUACCGACGCUGGACCUGGAGUUGCUUGUAACAGUUUCGAGGUACAGUUCAGGGAUGCUGAGUUAGCGAUUAUCCAUAACAGUGACUAUCGGAUCAGACUGCAUUCUUCCAGGGGUAAUUCGUCUGAUAACGAGGCCGAGAGAACUAACAGCGCAAUCGGCGACAGUAUCGUAGAUGGCGCAACACUCCAGUGGAACAAACAUAAACGCUUUGAUGGACUAAGUGAUGAAGAUAUAAGUAAACUGACUGUGAAAGAGUUCGAAGAACACGAGACGGAUAGAAUGGAGAAGAAUGCGUGGUACUGUGCUAAUGAAAUUCGCAAUAGGGUUGAUGGGGCACCAGUGUUUAACGAGUUUAUUAAAUGUUAUUUAACUCCAAAGCAAAGCCCUUUCUUUUUCAACAAAAAAUACUUAAAACAAUUUCAAAGUUGUACUGCCGCUGAGUCAAAACAACAGGUUCCUGGUUACCACUACAUAACGAAUGUUUUAAACUUUAUUGAAAGACACUACAGAAUUGGUGAACUAUAUAUGGAAUAUAUAAGGGACGGAUGUCGGGAAAAUGGAGAGGUAUGCAAGAAAUGUAGUGAAAAGGACUGGGUUGGACCCAGGUUCUCCAGAGUUCCUGCCCCGUAUCCAGAUCCUGAUAAGCCAGGGCAUUAUAUGAGUGUUUUCAACACACCAACCACAGACAAUAACGGGCAGUUAAGGGAAGUGGAUGAUGUCGCUCCCAGGGCAGUGAUAAAGCGUCUAUAUAAAGCUGGCACGAUCUCAUCGGACAAUGUCGAACAACUUAAAGAAGUAUCCAGUCGCUAUUGUGUUGAAGAGAAGGAUGUCGCAUCAUAUGUUAAACACCUUGAAGAGUUGAAAAUGAUGUCUGCUAUCAGGGAAAACGAAAGAAGAAAAAAACGAGAAAAAGAGUGCAGCAAAACCUAUGAGGACUACGAUUGGAAUACCCUCAUUGAUUCAGGAAAACUAAAUUCAUUAAAA